AUGACGGAAAGUGCCAAUGGAAAACACACCUCUAGUUCCAGUCUGCUUAACGACCCACUGAUGCCCAACGGUGGUACUUUCAGCAGCCUCCACGUGGCAGGGACCCAUUGGAGAAGCACAGGAACAGCUACGACUGCUUGUAGCGGCAGCAGCAGAACCCUGGACCCUGCUGUUCCUGCGGAGAAGAAACGCAGCAGCGGCGGGGCCGGCGGAAGUGGGCUUCAUGCAAGGAAGAAGCGGAGGACUUUUGAGGCGCCUCAGAAGAAACGCAGCAGCGGCGGGGCCGGCGGAAGUGGGCUUCAUGCAAGGAAGAAGCGGAGGAGAGAAGCGAUGGCGGCGGCAGCGCAAGUGGAUCCUAGAGAAGAGGACGAGAAGCGAUGGCAGCGGCAGCGACGGUGGCAGCAGGAGGAGGAGGAGCAGCAGCAGCAGCAGCAGAAGGAAGGGAAGUUUCAAGUUGAAGCAAAGCACUUCUUGAACGUGCAUGGUGGGGGUGGUGGUGGUGGUGGUGGUGGUGGUGGUGGUGGUGGUGGUGGUGGUGGUGGUGGUGGUGGUGGUGGUGGUGGUGGUGGUGGUGGUGGUGGUGGUGGUGGUGGUGGUGGUGGUGGUGGUGGUGGUGGUGGUGGUGGUGGUGGUGGUGGUGGUGGUGGUGGUGGUGGUGGUGGUGGUGGUGGUGGUGGUGGUGGUGGUGGUGGUGGUGGUGGUGGUGGUGGUGGUGGUGGUGGUGGUGGUGGUGGUGGUGGUGGUGGUGCUUCUGCUGGCGACAGUGCUGCGGUUGCUGCUGCUGCUGCUGCUGCAGACGAAGAUGAUACUCAUCAAGCGCGACGAGACAAGAACGAGGAUCACAGGAGGGCUGCGGCUGCUUAUGAGUCGAACCAAGGGGCAACCCAGGUUGUGCGACCGAUGCCUAAGGCGCUUCAACAGAGGGCACUGGUGCCUGAGGGGCUUCGAGAGAGGAAACUGGGGCAUGAGGUGAUUCAACAAUGGGGACUGGGGCCCGAGGUGAUUCAACAAUGGGGACUGGGGCCCGAGGUGAUUCAACAAUGGGGACUGGGGCCCGAGGUGAUUCAACAAUGGGGACUGGGGCCCGAGGUGAUUCAACAAUGGGGACUGGGGCCCGAGGUGAUUCAACAAUGGGGACUGGGGCCCGAGGUGAUUCAACAAUGGGGACUGGGGCCCGAGGUGAUUCAACAAUGGGGACUGGGGCCCGAGGUGAUUCAACAAUGGGGACUGGGGCCCGAGGUGAUUCAACAAUGGGGACUGGGGCCCGAGGUGAUUCAACAAUGGGGACUGGGGCCCGAGGUGAUUCAACAAUGGGGACUGGGGCCCGAGGUGAUUCAACAAUGGGGACUGGGGCCCGAGGUGAUUCAACAAGGGGGACUGGGGCCCGAGGUGAUUCAACAAGGGGGACUGGGGCCCGAGGUGAUUCAACAAGGGGGACUGGGGCCCGAGGUGAUUCAACAAGGGGGACUGGGGCCCGAGGUGAUUCAACAAUGGGGACUGGGGCCCGAGGUGAUUCAACAAUGGGGACUGGGGCCCGAGGUGAUUCAACAAGGGGGACUGGGGCCCGAGGUGAUUCAACAAGGGGGACUGGGGCCCGAGGUGAUUCAACAAGGGGGACUGGGGCCCGAGGUGAUUCAACAAGGGGGACUGGGGCCCGAGGUGAUUCAACAAUGGGGACUGGGGCCCGAGGUGAUUCAACAAUGGGGACUGGGGCCCGAGGUGAUUCAACAAUGGGGACUGGGGCCCGAGGUGAUUCAACAAUGGGGACUGGGGCCCGAGGUGAUUCAACAAUGGGGACUGGGGCCCGAAGUGAUUCAACAAUGGGGACUGGGGCCCGAGGUGAUUCAACAAUGGGGACUGGGGCCCGAGGUGAUUCAACAAUGGGGACUGGGGCCCGAGGUGAUUCAACAAUGGGGACUGGGGCCCGAGGUGAUUCAACAGAGGGCACUGGUGCGUGAGGGGCUUCAAGAGAGAAGGGCUGCUAUUGCUACAGUCCAUGCGUUGUUGGGUGCCCAGGGAUAUGUCUUUGAAACGCCUCAAACACAUAGCAGGACUGCUGCUGAUGCCGAUGAUGCUGCUGCUGCCGAUGCUGCUGCUGCUGCUGCUGCUGCAUCUCUCCCCUCUCUCCACUCUUCUCCCGUUCCUUCCUCGAUCACCUCUCUCAAUUCUUCCCCCUCUCUCCCCUCUUCCCAGUCUACCCCCACUUUCCCCUCUCUCCCCUCUCUCCCUUCUCUCUCUCUGUUCCACUCUCUCCCCUCUCUUCCCCCUGCCCCAUCCUCACAUUGCGCAUCCACAAUGAAUCUCGGUGCCUGUUUCGGGAAUCCUCAGAGCACAUCGGCAGGUGGGGCAGCAGAUCCCGAGGGUGUUACCCUAUGCUGA
Molecule: messenger RNA, 2379 nt
Organism: Closterium sp. Naga37s-1
Lineage: Eukaryota; Viridiplantae; Streptophyta; Zygnematophyceae; Desmidiales; Closteriaceae
Source: the annotation of a GenBank genome assembly